CCUGCGCGGCGGCGCUGCGGGGCCAGUCGGGACGGAGACAAGAUGGCGGUGCGAGCGAUGCGAGGGAUCGUGAACGGGGCCGCGCCCGAGCUGCCGGUGCCCACCGGCGGGCCGGCCGUGGGCGCUCGGGAGCAGGCGCUGGCCGUGAGCCGCAACUACCUCUCCCAGCCUCGUCUCACGUACAAGACAGUUUCUGGAGUCAAUGGUCCGCUAGUGAUCUUAGAUCAUGUUAAGUUUCCCAGGUAUGCUGAGAUUGUACACUUGACAUUACCAGAUGGCACGAAGAGAAGUGGGCAAGUUCUCGAAGUGAGUGGUUCCAAAGCAGUUGUUCAGGUAUUUGAAGGGACUUCAGGUAUAGAUGCGAAGAAAACAUCCUGUGAAUUUACUGGGGAUAUUCUUCGAACACCAGUGUCUGAAGAUAUGCUUGGUCGGGUAUUCAAUGGAUCAGGAAAACCCAUUGACAGGGGUCCUGUUGUACUGGCCGAAGACUUUCUUGACAUCAUGGGCCAGCCAAUCAAUCCUCAGUGUCGAAUCUACCCCGAGGAGAUGAUUCAGACAGGCAUCUCGGCCAUUGAUGGCAUGAACAGCAUUGCUCGGGGACAGAAGAUUCCCAUCUUCUCUGCUGCUGGCUUGCCACACAAUGAGAUUGCAGCUCAGAUCUGUCGCCAGGCUGGUUUGGUAAAGAAAUCCAAAGAUGUAGUGGACUACAGUGAGGAGAAUUUUGCGAUUGUGUUUGCUGCUAUGGGUGUAAACAUGGAAACUGCCCGGUUCUUCAAAUCUGACUUUGAAGAAAAUGGUUCAAUGGACAAUGUUUGCCUCUUUUUGAACCUGGCCAAUGAUCCAACUAUCGAGCGAAUUAUCACUCCCCGAUUGGCUCUAACCACAGCCGAAUUUCUGGCUUAUCAAUGUGAGAAACAUGUACUGGUCAUCCUAACGGACAUGAGUUCUUAUGCAGAAGCACUUCGAGAGGUUUCAGCAGCCCGGGAAGAGGUUCCUGGCCGACGAGGCUUCCCGGGGUACAUGUAUACAGAUUUAGCCACGAUCUAUGAGCGUGCUGGUCGAGUGGAAGGCAGGAAUGGUUCUAUUACCCAAAUCCCCAUUCUCACCAUGCCCAAUGAUGAUAUCACACACCCCAUCCCAGACUUGACUGGAUAUAUCACAGAGGGGCAGAUCUAUGUGGACCGCCAGCUGCACAACAGACAGAUAUACCCACCUAUUAAUGUGCUCCCCUCGUUAUCACGGUUAAUGAAGUCUGCUAUCGGAGAAGGCAUGACCAGAAAGGAUCAUGCUGAUGUAUCUAACCAGCUGUAUGCCUGCUAUGCGAUUGGUAAAGAUGUACAGGCCAUGAAAGCUGUAGUUGGAGAAGAAGCUCUUACCUCAGAUGAUCUUCUUUACUUGGAAUUUCUGCAGAAGUUUGAGAGGAACUUCAUUGCUCAGGGUCCAUAUGAAAAUCGCACCGUCUAUGAGACUUUGGACAUUGGCUGGCAGCUGCUCCGAAUCUUCCCCAAAGAAAUGCUGAAGAGAAUCCCUCAGAGCACCCUGAGCGAAUUUUACCCUCGAGACUCCGCGAAACAUUAGCUGCUACUUCAUGGCUGAUUCUUGUGAAAUACUGGUUCUGUUUUCUUUAUUCCUUUUGCACUCCCAUCCCCAUCUUUGUGUUGGAGUUUACUGUGUUACCCUGUAAUUAAAAACAGAAUAGGUAACAUUGUGCCAGUGUUGCAAUGUUUUAAAUAGCUAACAGACUUUAAAAUAUUCCCUGUUCAGAAAACCUGGAUGUUAGGAGCUUUGUUCAGAGUAGCUGCAGGGAUGGAGGUGAAGUUUUCUUUGUGUGUGAGAGUGUGAGAGUGUGUGUGUGUGUGUGUGGUGGUGGUGGUAUAGUCACUCACCUAAUAAUGUCCUCGUUACUUGGGUCUCCUAAACCUUAACAUCCAGCUCCCUCAAGAGUAUUUCUACCUGAACUUUAUAAUGCUUUGACAUCCAAAAUAGACGUGAGACCAGGUUUGAAAGAAGCCUCCUCUGACGGCUCCGAGCAAUGAUGUUUGAAUUGAGGGGUGCCUCUCUGUGUGCUCCGAGCUGAUGGUUUUUAUUCUCCACCGGUUCUUUCCUAUUUAAUGAGUAGAUGAGAAAAGGAGCUUCCUUUUCCUCUUUUCUAGUAGGUCUGAGUCGGGACUCCUGUGACUUACGUUCUCCCUCCCUGUUGGUUAACAGAAUCAUGCAGCUUUUGCACAGCUGAAACUGCUUGGAUGGUAAAUGCCUUUUCUUGAUCCUUGCUGGGUUUCCAUUCAGAGGAAUUGCAUAAUUUAAUAAUAGUAUUGUUGCUUGGAAAGAAUUGGGCUGUAAUUUAAAAAAAUGAGAACCUUUGUCCUGCGUUCUGACAUGUUAACAGAGGAUAUAAGCUCAUCCUUGUUUCUGUGAGAUACGGAAGGCUUAGUGGGAAGGAGAAAGCACUUCUGCUUUUGGAUAUUUUAAACUCUGUUAGGGAGCAGCCUUUGGAAAACCCCCUCUUUGGCUCUGCUUUCUGACCUCGCUGCCUCUUCAAGGUAUUUUUGUGACGCAAGUGGUAGCAUUGAGAAGCUUUAGCAUUUUAAUUCAUGCUCCCUCGUGCUAUGAACCUUAAGCCGUCUUCUCUGCUCGCCUGCCAGAUCGCCUGACCCGUCUCCUUGUGUUGUUACUUGAGUGCAAUAGCAACUUCUCUACUCUGUGCAUUCCAUCUUUCAAGUUGUGUAAAGUUCUUCACGUUUUCUCUUAAGGGGUGGGGAUGGUGUCAGCAUGAUUAUAUUUUAAUGUAGAAAAUGUGACAUCUGGAUAUAAAAUGAAAAUAAACUAUAAAUUAAAUGGAAGUUA
This is a messenger RNA of Sorex fumeus (smoky shrew), 2844 nucleotides long. RefSeq names its product ATPase H+ transporting V1 subunit B2 (gene ATP6V1B2). The record is from RefSeq and is a predicted model, not a curated record. Bases 43 to 1578 code for a protein of 511 amino acids. Gene Ontology annotation, biological process: ATP metabolic process; proton transmembrane transport. Gene Ontology annotation, cellular component: proton-transporting V-type ATPase, V1 domain. NCBI's taxonomy places the organism in Eukaryota, Metazoa, Chordata, Mammalia, Eulipotyphla, Soricidae. The transcript has 14 exons. Gene Ontology annotation, molecular function: ATP binding; proton-transporting ATPase activity, rotational mechanism.